This is a messenger RNA of Scaptodrosophila lebanonensis, 2058 nucleotides long. Its product is annotated as cell surface glycoprotein 1-like. The annotation marks the transcript as partial. The transcript is spliced from 4 exons. Lineage: Eukaryota; Metazoa; Arthropoda; Insecta; Diptera; Drosophilidae. The record is from RefSeq and is a predicted model, not a curated record.
AUGAAUCCAGAAAUUCAGGGUGAGUACGUUCCAGUAGUCACUAGAAACCCUGGGGUGGGAACCGGCUGGAUUUAUAGCCGGUCGCAAACAGAACUGGAAGAGUUCUCAGUCGAGUUCGGGUUCGACACGGCGAACCAACUCGACGAUUUAAAACAGAAUUUCGCGACGUUCAUUGCGAAGGCAUUGCAGCGCGAAACUUGGGCUCGGUUGGCGGAUCUCGAACGGCAUUAUACGUCGAAAUUCGUACCGGCCCCAGUUCCUGAGUCUGGACAAUUGCCGCGCACAUCGAUGACGGGUGCGCCGCGCGAUUUCCAGAUACCCGGAACUGCUUCGCCUGCAUAUCUCUCGCCCAUUAAUGAUCGGCUGUUCCCAAAUUGGCAACCAAAGCCAAACCCAUCGACCGCAAGUCGCGCAAUACGCUUCGAUGAACCCAACCAGAACCGGCCCACAGCAGGCAACGUUACGGCCUCAAUGGGCGCAUACGCCUACCGCUGCAACAGAUGGCCGCUACGGAAACACGAGACCAACAACAUUCGAGACGCCACGCAAUCCGUUCCGACAACGACCGAUGCCGCGGCUGGAACCACCGACGAUGACGUUGGCGGUGCCGGGAAUGCGGCAAGCCGGAGAAGAAGCACAACCAAGGUCACAUCGCCGCGCCCUGCACCAGCCAAGAAUACAAGCGUACCCGUCACUAGCCGGCAGGCCAUAGAGAGGUGUUGUCAACAGCAUGAAGAUGACAAUGAGGAGAACAAGGAACCACAGAGUCCCUCAACGACCACGACUACGCAGGCCAGCCCCUUCGACGUCACUGAAUUGGCUGAAGAACCCGAGGAACCAGAUUACGACUCGAUGGAGAGAAAUACUGGAAGCAGUGCGUGGCAAUCGUCGCCGGAGCAGGAUUGGGAGGACGACAAGUCUACGUCCCCAUACCUUCCCCAAGACCAGGACGGCCAGUCACCAGAUGACCCGUCCCCAGCCAGCAGCGCUCCCAACAACGAGUGGCUGUCCUCAUCGGAGCCAGAGAACGACGACGACCAGUCACCAGAUGACCCGUCCCCAGCCAGCAGCGCUCACGACAACGAGUGGCUAUCCUCAUCCGAGCCGGAGAACGACGACGGCCAGCCCGACGAACGAUUCAGGACAACACUGCAGCGGGAUGAGUGGGACUGGCAAGAGUCACCACCACCUCCCAGCUCGGAAAGCGACACCCCACCGGAACGGCACUAUCCCGACAAUGUGCGCGAGGUGUACGACGAGGACGCACCACCUCACCGCGGCUUUCGAGGCCCCACAUAUCCGCCACGGUUCCAGGGCCAUCAAGACGGCGGCUCCUACUCCAGGUCACCAAAGCCGGAACCCCGACGCGACCCAAGGAGCGGACGAGGGGUAUACAAGCCCGCCGAGCCGCAGACUGAGCUGGAGCAUUACACAGCCAGUCCGGCCAGCGAGUCCAGCAGCGACGACGAGCAAGUCUAUUACCAGGAAGUGGUAGCAUCCGCCGAAAACUACCAGCACAUCACCACUCCCUAUGGUGCCCGAGUGACCCGCAACACCACCACUACUGUGGAUAUCUUCCUACCCCCGGGAGAGACGAUGAGUUCAAUGUUCAACGUACCGAGAGAGUCACGGCAAGCACUCAGGGGUCGUGAGGAGGCUCGAUGCAUGCGCGUCGAGCUGGAAGCGACCACCGAUGACCGGACCAGCAACCGACAACCAGAAGCGGCAAACUACACGCGGAACAACCGCAACGACAGUUCCCAGCGUCAACCAAGGCGGAACACCUCACCCGAGACUGUCCAACGGCCUACCUGGGAGCCGGCAACAUCGGACGAAGAGGACAACCGUCCCCUCUUUCGUCGGCGGUACUCACGAGCCCCGACCAACGCGACCACCAGCGAAGCAGCACCAGCAGAGUGGGUUGUGGCACCGACGGGAUGGAAGGUCGACACGAAGGACCGGAAAAUACCCCAGGCCCUGGUCGAGGACGUCAUGUCAGGGAUGCACAAGCGCACCCGGGCCCGUUACUCCAAAGAACUGGACGGGCAACGAUUCCAA